This is a messenger RNA of Aspergillus nomiae NRRL 13137, 1908 nucleotides long. Its product is annotated as fungal specific transcription factor domain-containing protein. Gene Ontology annotation, biological process: DNA-templated transcription. NCBI's taxonomy places the organism in Eukaryota, Fungi, Ascomycota, Eurotiomycetes, Eurotiales, Aspergillaceae. Gene Ontology annotation, cellular component: nucleus. The transcript is spliced from 5 exons. The annotation marks the transcript as partial. The record is from RefSeq and is a predicted model, not a curated record. Gene Ontology annotation, molecular function: DNA binding; zinc ion binding.
UGUGAUCGCAAGUCCCCGUGUAACAAUUGCUUAGCGCGCAAUGUCGCAAGGAAAUGUUUCUACAACGCGCUUCAAAGUUCUGGCCAGAUAGCCGAACCACCAGAAGUCUUGGGGCCAGAGCACGGCCAGAAUCAUGCGCCGGUGGUUCCAGCUGGUAAUGUUCAAAGCUCGGGAGAUCUCGGCUACUCCUUGAUUACUGGGAGCAACGCUUUUGUGGGAUUGAAAGACGUGCUCCAAGACGAAGACGAGUUUCGGCAAAUUACAUCCGCUCAUAACCGUCCGUUUCGUUCAAGUGUUUUGAAAACACAUGCCCACACACUGAUAUCACACCUACCUCCAAAACCAGUACUGCAACGGCUCGUUAAAGUAUUCUUCGAUGAGGUCAACUGGCAUUACUUUAUACUCGAAAGGUUCUAUUUUGAUGACCUCUUCUCACGCUGGCAAACCACCGAAAUGCGCCCCGUUGAUUAUCUGAAUAACCAAGAGCUAUCUAUUGAGCUACAGUACUUCCCAGCUCUUCUAUUCCAGGUGGUUGCCCUCUCCCUUCAAUUUCUACCACCUGAAGCGCUCGCUCUGACCCAGAUCUCAUCGAAUGAGCUUUCCUCAUCAUACAGGUACAGCGAAUUGGGCGAUGAACUUAUAACAAUAUUAGGUAGACAUGGUGUAACACUCACUGCUGUCUUAGCAGACUUCCUGCGGGCAUCCUGGCUCAAGAAUUUUGGAAGGGGUAUUGAGGCAUGGCAUAGUGCAGCGAAUGCCAUCAGGCAAGCGCAGGAGCUCGGUUUGCACCGGCAACGCGACAUUCACCAAUCAAGCCUGAAUAGUAUCGAACAAACAUUAAGCAUGAUAUGGUAUGAUGAUUUCAAAAAGCGUGUUUGGAUUAACUUGUUUGUAUGGGAUAGUCUAAUGGCUAUGAUACUUGGCCGCCCACGAAUCAUCCACCCGGACGACUGCAAUGUGAAACCGCCAAUCGACUGUAACAUCCCCAAGGAUCCAUCGAAGACAGUUCCAAUGACAGUACAGCCCGGUGAACCUCCAAAUGGGCCUACCACAGUAUCGGCAGGCCUAUUUCGGUACGGCUUGGCGUGCAAGUUUCAUGAGUUGAGGGCUGUUAAAGCAGAUAGGCCCCAUUUAAAGGACCAUACUAUCAUCAAAGGUCUACACGAACAGGUGAUAUCGUUGUUAGAAAAUGUGCCGCCAUAUCUUAGAUUUAAAAAUCCCGAUCCUUCCUGGGACGGAGAGUACCCUUUCCUGCCCCAGCUUCGUGAGGAGGUUUUCAUGACGGCGAACCUGUUUUUGAUGACGUUGCACCGACCGCACAUCCUUGCUAGUGCAGAAAGCCGAAAAGCUGCAUUGGAAGCGGCACUGGCCACGUUAGAAUCACAACAGCGAUUCUUCGGGCAAACCAGUGAACAUCACUACCCCUUGUUUGGGCUCGCAUUCUACACUAUCGACGCGUCUAUUUUACUAUCCAUCAUCGUAGCAUCGUACCCGCCGCAUAGUCACGAACCGAGACAGUACGUCUACCAUGUUCUCCAGCAAGCAAUCGAGCGACUAUCCCAUAUACAACCUUACAAUCCAAUAGCCAGGGCAGGACUCGGUAUUGUGCAGCGAUGUUAUGAAAAGUUGAAGGAAGCCUGUCACUCCCCUGCCAUGACCUCCGGAACGUCAUCAUCAUCGGCUGUGUCUCCUGGGUUUGAGCUACGGGAUCUCCGCCAAGAAUUGAGUCAUCAGAAUAGGGUGCCAGCAGAACUGGAUCAAUUAGCACCUGAGCUUUCUAUAAUACCCGAUAGCUUCAGCGAAGCAUACUGGCUUGACCAGCUGAGCCUCAUCCAACCGCCGCCCACCGUUGGGCAGGAGCCCGACUUGUUUUGGGAUUCCUUAUUAUUCGAACGUGAUGUGGUUUAG